Messenger RNA from Daphnia magna, 1728 nucleotides. RefSeq lists its product as uncharacterized. The transcript has 4 exons. Lineage: Eukaryota; Metazoa; Arthropoda; Branchiopoda; Diplostraca; Daphniidae. Bases 1 to 1728 code for a protein of 575 amino acids. The record is from RefSeq and is a predicted model, not a curated record.
AUGGCAACUGCCGUGCAUAACACCGUUUCGAGCCUACCGAUUAAUCUUCAAACUGAUUGGGGCAAGUAUGCCUACGAAUUGAGACGAGUUCCAUCACUAAAGGAUUUUGUCAGCUGGAUCGACGCAAUUGUUGGUGCGGAAGAGCUUCGUGGUGCCAAACUAUCUUCGACGGUCAGUGCAAACGCAGCAAAACCACCCGCUCCCGGUUCGACAAAUAGAAACAACAGCAAUCAAAAUCAAUCGGGCAGCAUCAACUAUAACAACCACAACCCAACUGUCCUUGCGCAAUCGUUAUUGGAUGUAGCAGUCUUCCCAGAGUGUCCUGCCUGCAAGGAGAAUCCAGGCCACAGGCUCGAGAUAUGUAACGUUUUCAAACGAAUGAUUGUCAACGCUCGCGCCGCAUUAUGCGCCUCCUACAACCACUGCUUCAAAUGUCUAAUUCGCGACCAUUACACCCGAAAAUGCAGAAGACAAAACGCUGGUGCAAAGAAUGUGGCAGGCCCUACCAUUCGUUAUUACAUGGAGCUAAUCGGCAGUUUCCAGAAUCAUCAACCAAUAAAGCUCACUGGAUGGGAAACAAACCAUGGAGGCGUCCAACGUCUAAGUCGUCCAAAAAUUACUCUGUCCCGGCGUAAAAUAGAUUGGCCCAGUAUGAAAACUAAUAGGGAACACUUGUCCGGCCUCGAACUUCCUAGUAUCGAUUCGUCCAAAGUCGAAGUUUUAAUCGGAAUGGAUUUUCCAUCCGCUGAUCAUACGCUCCAAGUCGCCUUACCGAUCGAAGGUGAAGAUGGCCCUACAGCGCACCAGACUUGCUUCAGUUGGGCCGUCGUUGGCAAAAUACCUCGAUGUCUCGUUACCGGCCCUACACAGCCAUGUAAAAAUUCACCCGAGCCUCUAGCUGCUUACUCCAUUUCUGACGAAGACGAUCAAAUGGUAGCCAUCAUCAAUCGGUCUAUGACGCGCUUAAAAUGUGAUUACCAGAUCGAGCUGCCAGUAAAACCGAACCACCCGUUAAUUCCCAACAACAGAAGCCAAGCUCUUUCGCGUUUCUACGGACUUGAACCUCGCCUUCUUGACCCGAAUAUGCGUGGCCUCGCCAAACAUUACGAACAAAAGAUAGAUAAUCUCAUCGCUUCCGACACUGCAGUCCUUGUGGAUCGGUCAGAAAUCGACAAACCGUCGGGUUUUAUUUGGCAUUUACCGCAUUUCUUCGUCGUAAACAACAACAAACCGGAUAAAGGGAUUCGAGUCGUUUUCGACUGCGCCGCUCGUUACAAGGGAGUAUCUCUCAACUGUUUUCUAUUGCGUGGACCCCCAUCUAUUUCUUAUCUGGUUGGUAUCCUACUUCGAGCGCGCCAGCAUUCCGUCGCUUUUUCGGCCGAUAUUACUUCAUUUUACCAUCGUAUCGGUGUUGACGAAAAGCAUCAGUCACUUCAACGCUUCGUUUUCCGCAAAUUUGGCAGCAAUUCUCCGAUCCUCACGUUCACGACGUUAGUAUUUGGUGAAAUUUGUGCAUCAUCUGCCGCCGUUCAAACCUUGCAACGCGCAGCGAACGACAACGUCCGUUUUCCCCACGUUGCCACCAGAUUAAAGGACAAUUUUUACUCCGAUAAUUUUUGUGACUCUUUCGAAACUGAGGAGGGAACUUUAAAUUUUGCGAAAGAUGUGACGAAAUCUCUCGCGUCUGGUGGUUUCGCGUUAACCGGUUUUGCUUCAUCUUCCUUGUGA